UCCUUGAGAGCAAAGUGCAUUCACAUCAAGCUGACACGGCACACGACACAGGCCUGGACUCUAAGACGAUGAGAACAUGAGGGGAUAACAGAUCUUGCAGCACCACCGGAGGUACUGAAUUUUUCACAUGUAGUUUGGAAGCUAAAUCAGUCCACAAAAAUGAAACGGGCAAAGCAUCUAUCAACCACUAGUAAGAAAUUGACAAGUGUUCCAGAAUUACCUUUUAAAAAAGGACUACUUAAUUCAUCACCUAAGCUGAAAGAAAAACGUAAUACCAAGCCACUACAUGAUAAAACUGAACCAAUGGUCCUAAGGUCUCCACCCACAGGAGAGUCAAUUGUACGGUAUGCCUUGCCGAUACCAUCAAGUAAGACCAAGGACUUAAUAGCUGAAGAUGAAAUGGUCAGGAGGAUUGCCAAACACCUGAAGACGGUGGUAACUGCUUUGGAAGACACGUAUGGAGCUGUCGAUGAAGACGGGGAAAGAACACCCAUGAGACCUAAAGCGGAAGGCGUGUCUUUAUCUGUUGGCGAUGAUAUGAAUUCAUUCUUGUUGUGCUGCUCACAAUUUGCAGCUCAGUUGGAGGAAGCAGUUAAGGAAGAACGUAACAUCUUGGAGUCUCUUUUCAAGUGGUUUCAGCAACAAGUCAACCAAAUGGAGGAGAUAGGUAAAGACCAAAGCAUUUUAGAAGCAGAUCUUCCAUCAGAUGACAAAUCGGUCCAUUUAAACAUUACACAAAUAGCAAAUCUGGUACAUAAAUUUGAAGAUCUGAAAAGCCGCCUAAGAGAGCACAAGGGAUCCCUGGUGUCCAAAUACGUCGAUAAAGAGACUCCAUCAGUCCCAGUGAAAACUUAUGAAGGUGUAGAGAAGCAAAUUGAAGACUUCAUAAAAUCCCACUCAACUUUUGAAUCUCAAGUUGAUUCUGAAACUGAGCCAGAAGCUCCUUAUUCAGUGACUGAUCGGAUGAAUGUGAUGAUGAACAUAUUUAAAAAUCAGACAAAUAUGUUAGAGAGAGCUUUAAAUGAUCAGAGUAUAAUUGAGACUAAAUAUAAACAGAUGGAAGCUGAUUUUCAAAUAUUAUUAUUGGAGAAAACCCUACUGGAAGGUGAAAUACGGAAGUUGAGGGAGUCAGAGAAAGCAAAGCCUGCGAGCAAAGAAGAUCGAAGCAAGAAACCUGCAAAACCAGAGAAGAAAAAAGAUAAAGAUUCAGAAAGGAAGACAUCUCCAAGCAGAGAACUUGAACUGCUUCAAAUCCAAAAAGAAGCAGAAGCGCUGAAGAUGGAGAAGAAAGCCCUCCAGGAACAACUGAAGUGGGCUUUGCAGCUUGACAAACUACUUUCUCACAUACAGGAAGCUGAAAGAAACAAGACUCAACUCGACUACGUCCUACAUCAAGAGAUGGAGGUGUUUAAAGAAGAGAAGAGUAAAACAAAAUUGGAACGGGUUUUCAGUAAAUCAAAGGUCAAGGGUGAGACUUCCAAACAGUCUCAUUCAGCGGAGAAGGUCGCACAGCCGAGUGAACAAAAGCAGGACUCUGGCAAGGUGAGGGAGAAACCGACCAAAGCAGUCAGCAUGUCAUCUACAGGAGACAUUUUCAUAUCCUUUCUCACUGUAUUGGCAUAAAUUAUUUUCAUUUAUUUGGAUUCUUUACUUUUGAGCUUUAGAUAUAUGAGUUCAUUGACCUCCUAAAUACCAACUAUAAACUGGCAAUUUUGGAUGAUGAUUUAAACAUUUAUUUGAGAACAGGAAGGAAACAGGGUUUCAAAGACUAAAGAUAUCCUGCUUAAAAUGGAGAAGAUUCAAUAUAAAUGCAAAAUCACAGAGGGGAAUUCUAAAGA
Molecule: messenger RNA, 1838 nt
Organism: Peromyscus californicus insignis
Lineage: Eukaryota; Metazoa; Chordata; Mammalia; Rodentia; Cricetidae
Gene: Ccdc7
Product: coiled-coil domain containing 7
Exons: 16
Coding region: 160-1623 (487 amino acids)
Source: RefSeq, a predicted model, not a curated record